This is a messenger RNA of Aspergillus nomiae NRRL 13137, 1545 nucleotides long. RefSeq names its product cytochrome P450. Gene Ontology annotation, molecular function: iron ion binding; oxidoreductase activity, acting on paired donors, with incorporation or reduction of molecular oxygen, reduced flavin or flavoprotein as one donor, and incorporation of one atom of oxygen; heme binding. The transcript has 4 exons. Bases 1 to 1545 code for a protein of 514 amino acids. Lineage: Eukaryota; Fungi; Ascomycota; Eurotiomycetes; Eurotiales; Aspergillaceae. The record is from RefSeq and is a predicted model, not a curated record.
AUGCUGGCCCAAAUUGCUCCGCUUUUUGGUGCCCUGUCCAUUACCUUCCUAGUUCUACAGUACCUCCAGCGACUGUAUCAGCAGCGCAAGCGAGCUCAAUCUCUUGGAUGUCAGCCUGCUCCUCAAGGGACAUCAGGCAUCUUUGGAAUCCGAGCAUUUGUACGGUUGCUCAAUGAAGUCAGGCACAAACGAUGGGUUGAAUAUCUUGCCGGGCAGUAUGGGCGGUUCGGAAACACUUAUACCCAGAAGGCUCUAGGUAAAUGGAUGGUGUCUACCAUUGAGCCGGAGAAUAUCAAAGCUCUGUUGGCAACCCAAUUCAACGAUUUCGCCCUGGGAACCAGACACCGUGAAUUCUACCCUUUACUUGGGGACGGAAUCUUUACUCUUGAUGGUGCCGGCUGGUCUCAUGCACGUGGGCUGCUACGGCCUCAAUUCACGCGGGACCAGGUGGCUGACCUAGAGCUCAUGGACGGUCAUAUCUCCCGCCUGAUUGAUCUCAUUCCCCAGGAUGGUUCGAGUUUUGACAUUCAACGUCUGUUUUUCCUUCUAACAAUCGACUCGGCCACGCAUUUCCUGUUUGGAGAAUCGGUAGGCGCUUUGGAAUCUUCCAACAGCGAGAGUCUCUUAGGAAAAUCAUCCGUCGGAAAUGCACAAGGAUUCGCAGAGGCAUUCGGUACUGCCCAAGAUUACCUGACACACCGCUCGCGUGCUAUGCAUUUCUACUGGAUGGUCAAUCCUAAAGAGUUCCGUGAAGCCAAUAAGCGCGUCCACGAGGUCGUUGAUCAUUAUGUCCAGCUUGCUAUUCAAUCCAAGAACAAUCCGGACAAAAAGUCCGAUAGAUAUAUUUUUGCGGAGGCCUUGGCUGCAGAUAACGAUGAUCCAAAGGUGCUGAGAGAUAAUAUGCUCAACAUUCUCGUGGCUGGUCGUGAUACCACGGCUAGUCUGCUCAGUUCUACAUUCUUCUACUUGUCACGCAACCAGGAAGUUUGGAAAAGGUUGCGACAAACCAUCAUCGACGAGUUUGGAGAUAGCCAAAACCCAAAGGGAGAAAUUACACAAGCAAAACUCAAGGAUAUCCCAUAUUUGCGAUAUGUGUUGAACGAGGUUCUCCGACUAUUGCCCCCCGUUCCUCUGAAUUUCCGUGUUGCUGCCAAGGACACUUCUCUACCAGUUGGAGGUGGCCCUGAUGGAAAAUCCCCAAUCUUUGUUCCAAAGGGACAGGUUGUCGCAUACAGUGUCUACGCUAUGCACCGCCGUACAGACUUUUAUGGACCCGAUUCCCAUUCGUUCCGACCAGAACGCUGGGAGGAAAAUGGCAGACGCGGUUGGGACUAUCUUCCAUUCAACGGAGGCCCUCGGAUCUGCCUUGGUCAGCAAUACGCACUCACAGAAGCAAGCUAUACCCUUGUCAGGUUAGUCCAACGCUUUGACACCCUCGAGUGCGCCGACCCAGAGUUGAAACAGCCCGUGAUCCUGUCUACCCUCACCAUGUCUCAUGAUCGGGGUGUGAAGGUCAGACUGUCUUCCUCGGCGCAGAAAUGCUAA